GCCGCUAGCUGAGUGGACGAGCGUGAGGAUGAAUACAACAUUAUGAUUAAAUUUGGGUGAAGAUAAUGCAGAACAACAUUAACGCCACUAUUAAUUUCAUCACUGUUCGUUUACAUCCAUCAACAUUGCGCAAUACGUGGCGCCAUGUUCGACCAGGAUUCCAGGGUGAUCCAGAGCGCCUUCCUGCACGCCAUCCAGCACUACAGUCAAAACACCGCGGGCAGGAGGCUUCAGCUUCACGCCUUUGUGGGCAUCAUCAGUAUGGCGGAUGCCUUCAAGAUCUCCAGACUGAACAUUGAGAGAAUGGAGCGGGUGGAGCCUAUUCUGAAGUUCUACGUGGGGCCAACUCUCCUCCACUGGGCGGCAUCAAAGGGCUACCAUGACCUGGUGGUUGACCUCCUUGUUCGGGGCUUGUCUGUGGAUGCUUGUGACCGGUUGGGCCGCACUCCACUGGGGCUGGCCACCUUUGCCGGCCACUCUAGCACUGUCAGCACCCUGCUGCAGGAGAACGCCGCUCUCUCUGCUGAAGACAAGGACUGGAGAAUAAUAUCGCGUGAGGAGGUUGGUCUCUGCUUAGUUCGGGUCAUUGAAGAAACUGCCGUGUGUUCCUUUGACGCGGCGAGGUCAGAAUGCUUCACUCUGCUCUACCUGGCCGCCCAGCAAGGCUACCCGAACAUGAUGCAUCGGCUUCUGUCCCUGAAGGUAUCACCAGACGUACGUAACAACCAAGGCGAAACCCCGCUGUUUGUCACGAGCCUGGCAAUGCCCUCUUCCCCCCUUCACAUCACAAGGCACUGGGGUCAGGUCAGGUCAGGUGAACUUGAAAUCGUACAACAGCUUCCCCCCCACACAGGCCUACCAAGACCUGCCAGCACCAUAUGAGGGACAUGGAGAUCAGAAAAUAUUAUGACCUUAAGCACAUUGGUGAUGAGGGUCACGAUCACCAACGUCAUGGAGGCCAUACUUGAGUCGGCCUUUCAGUUAAUUCUGCAGCUGUAUAUCGUUGGGACGCAUUACACUGAGCUGGACCAGGUUCUCAAAACUCAGAGGGCUGACUAUUUUAGACACACUGCCCCUCCUGUUCACAAUAUUCUUCCAGGUGGUGUCCCACGCCAUCGCCUGUACAGUGUUCACUCUGGCACACACGUGGAAGGUGUUUGUGGUGUUGGGUGUACACUUUGUGAUGGUGCUGGUAUUUAAACUCAAGCUGGAGGAGAGGUGAGGAUGUGUGUGUGUGUGUGUGUGUGUGUGUGUGUGUGU
Scylla paramamosain (green mud crab) is the source of this 1260-nucleotide messenger RNA. RefSeq names its product ankyrin repeat domain-containing protein 23-like. The record is from RefSeq and is a predicted model, not a curated record. The coding region runs from base 145 to 882 and encodes 245 amino acids. Lineage: Eukaryota; Metazoa; Arthropoda; Malacostraca; Decapoda; Portunidae. Gene Ontology annotation, molecular function: protein binding. The transcript has 9 exons.